This is a messenger RNA of Cutaneotrichosporon oleaginosum, 1750 nucleotides long. RefSeq lists its product as uncharacterized. The record is from RefSeq and is a predicted model, not a curated record. Lineage: Eukaryota; Fungi; Basidiomycota; Tremellomycetes; Trichosporonales; Trichosporonaceae.
UAAAGACCAUCAUCCUCCUCGCUCUCUCUUUCUCUUUCUCUUCCACAACAACAACAACAACAGCCACCCACUCCUCUCCUCCUCCCCUCUCCCCAUCUCUUCUUGUUGUUAAACCUACAGUACAGCGGGCAUCACACAACGCACCGCGCCGGCAAACACCCCCCCUCAGCACAUACCUCUUACUCCUCCCAACACACAAACUGCCUCUCUUCGCCCACACCGGCACCAACCCCCUCGCAACCAAUUAUGCUACUCACCUCUCAUCGCAAUCAUCAUCUAUCACCACCACCACCACCACCAGUACCAUCACUCUCAGCUCAACGCUACCAGCACCAGCAGCUUGCUCACGUUCCCGGACGCCAGCUCAACCCCCACGGCGACUAAGCUCCGCCACCACAAACCCUAGCUCUAGCUCUAUCUGCAGCUCUAGCCGACGCACCGGCCCUCCCGCCAUGCAGUUCGCAACCACCCGCACGACGCUCACGCCCCUCGGCCAGCGUCUGCUCGCGCUCUCCCGCGCCAAGCUCUACGCACUCGACGCCGCCCCCGGCGCCCGCGACCCCACCGACGGCCUCCGCCGCGGCCUCCUCGUCCGCCAGGCCAUCCGCUCCGCUUGGGCCUCUCUCGAGACCCCCGCCGCCCACUACGAACUCACCUCGUGGCGCGCACCCUCCCUUGACUCGCUCACAGAGGAGGAUGAGGAGGAGGACGACGACGAGACCGACGCCGAGGCCGACGAGCGCUGGCUCGAGGCCCAGCUCGCCGGACUCGACGACUCGGACGACGAAGAGUUCAUCGAAGACUACACUGUCUCCGCCCCCGUUUACGACGAGUACGAGUUUGAGGCCACCGAGUCGUACACCAUCUCUUACAAUGCCGCCCUCGGUGCUUCGUCCACCGACGUCACUGUUGUCGCUGUUUGUGACAGUGAGGACGAGGACGACGACAUGGUUGACUACUGGCUCGACCCGUCCGUCCACAAGGACGCCGACCUCGCGGUUCUCGCCGAGGGGCUCGAGGUUGUCGCGAAUUCCAAGGUCAGGGACGAGCCGCUCGACGUCGACUUUACCUCUUCAUCGGACAUCUCGGACGUCUCGGACGUCUCGGACGUCUCGGACGUCUCGGACGUCUCGGACAUCUCGUCCUCAACCUCCCCGGACGCCUGGGACAGCGUCGUCUCCUCAUCGAACAUCUCGGACAUGUCCGACGACGACCUCCUCACGCCCCCCGCCUCGCCCAUUUCGGCCGACGCCAUCCUCGCUGUGCUAUCCACGCAUGCCCCACCUCCCGCCGCGAUGCCGAAGCCGGAACCGCAACCGCUUCCGCACGUGGAGCCCCUGCCCCUGCACCUGCCCAUGGCCGCGCCCGCGCCCGCGACCGAUCAUCGCCCAAUCAUCCAAAACGACGCAGGCCUCGCGGACACAGCGUGCGAAUGCGACAGAUUCGGGCUCGUAUGCGACGCGACAUGCGCGCCCCCGCCCCUCGCGGACUGUGAGGACGAGGACGACGACGAGUGCCGCACCCCACCGCUCGUUACGCUCGACUGUGCAGAGGUCGCUGUCGCGAGCGGUUUCGCGUCGUACGACUGGAAAGCGGCAGACCGUAUACGAGAGCCCAAGGUGUUGGGCAAAAGUGGCACAAGUGCGGAAGGGGAGGAGGGCGAGAGAUUCAGUCUGCUUGCGUUGGGGCUGACGUUUGAAUGUUGAAAAGUAUAUUGGGAAUCAAGAAUUUUGUAGUAGGAAUGAACUGG